Messenger RNA from Piliocolobus tephrosceles (Ugandan red Colobus), 481 nucleotides. RefSeq names its product E3 ubiquitin-protein ligase CBL-C-like. Gene Ontology annotation, molecular function: receptor tyrosine kinase binding; ubiquitin protein ligase activity; SH3 domain binding. The annotation marks the transcript as partial. The record is from RefSeq and is a predicted model, not a curated record. Gene Ontology annotation, biological process: negative regulation of epidermal growth factor-activated receptor activity; signal transduction. Gene Ontology annotation, cellular component: membrane raft; plasma membrane. The transcript is spliced from 4 exons. Lineage: Eukaryota; Metazoa; Chordata; Mammalia; Primates; Cercopithecidae.
ACAGGUGUGAGCCACCGCGCCCGACCAGCACUGUCGUAUUUAAUACUCAUCACAAAUCUUUGCCUCAGGCAUGAUCAAGUCCAUGUUACAGAAGAGGAAACUGAGGCCAGAAAGCUACCUCUACCCAGAUGGAAAGAACCACAACCCAGACCUGACUGAGCUCGACCAGGCAGAACCCCAGCAGCGCAUCCACGUAUCAGAGGAGCAGCUGCAGCUCUACUGGGCCAUGGACUCCACAUUUGAGCUCUGUAAGAUCUGUGCUGAGAGCAACAAGGAUGUGAAGAUCGAGCCGUGCGGGCACCUGCUCUGCAGCCGCUGCCUGGCUACCUGGCAGCACUCGGACAGCCAGACCUGCCCCUUCUGCCGCUGCGAGAUCAAGGGCUGGGAGGCUGUGAGUAUCUACCAGUUCCAUGAUCAGGCUACUGCUGAGGACUCAGAGGACGGCAGUGACCAGGGAGGCAGAGAGUUGGAGCUGGAGCAG